Molecule: messenger RNA, 4215 nt
Organism: Heteronotia binoei (common prickly gecko)
Lineage: Eukaryota; Metazoa; Chordata; Lepidosauria; Squamata; Gekkonidae
Product: connector enhancer of kinase suppressor of ras 2-like
Exons: 24
Coding region: 430-3630 (1066 amino acids)
Biological process (GO): regulation of signal transduction
Cellular component (GO): membrane; cytoplasm
Molecular function (GO): protein binding
Source: RefSeq, a predicted model, not a curated record
UCCAAGCUGGGAGGAGGCUGAACAGCUGAAGUGUGCACUGUAAAUUCACAUUUGUGCCAGCUUAAAUAAGUAGAUCAUUGGGUGUAGAGGGCUGCCUCUCCUUUUUUGUAAGUAAGUAGAGACAUACUGCACCAUUUCCUGAUUCACUGAGCUCCAGAGGGUUGCUGGCUGUGUGCAGCAGGGGAGGUGCUAGAGCUGAUCAAGCAGUGUAAUUUUAUACAUUACUGAAUCAGUGCAGGGAAAACCUGGAGGGACAAAGCAUCAGCUCAUCUUUGGACUGCAUUGUGAAAUCCUCCCGCUUUCUGCUCCAGCCAUGCUCUGAGACAUUCGUUCGUUUCCCUCCCACCCACCCCCCUUUGCUCCCCACUCCUCUCCUUUUUCCUCCCUCAAUUUUUCCCCUCCUUGUGGUGUGAAUGAUAAAGUGGUCUGAUGAUGGCCCUCGUUAUGGAACCUAUUAGCAAGUGGACGCCCAAACAAGUAGUGGAUUGGAUGAAAGGCCUUGAUGACUGCCUCCAACAAUACAUAAAGAACUUUGAGAGGGAAAAGAUCAACGGAGAGCAGCUAUUGCACAUCACUCAUCAGGAGCUCGAAGAGUUGGGAGUCACUCGCAUUGGUCACCAGGAACUCAUUCUGGAAGCGGUGGAUCUGCUCUGUGCUUUGAAUUAUGGAUUGGAGACGGAGAACCUGCGAACGCUCUCUCACAAGUUGAACGCCUCGGCCAAAAACCUUCAGAACUUCAUAACGGGUAGAAGGAGGAGUGGCCAUUACGAUGGCAGGGCCUCCCGAAGACUGCCAAAUGAUUUUCUUACCUCUGUUGUUGACCUGAUUGGUGCUGCCAAGAACUUGCUUGCCUGGUUGGAUAGGUCUCCAUUUGUCAGUGUGACAGAAUACUCUCUGCUGAAAAAUAACAUUGUUCAACUGUGCCUGGAACUAACAACCAUAGUGCAACAGGAUUGCACAGUGUACGAAACAGAAAAUAAAAUUCUUCAUGUGUGUAAAACGCUCUCUGGAAUCUGUGACCACAUCAUUUCUCUCUCAUCUGACUCUCUGGUCUCGCAAUCAGCUCACCUUGAAGUUGUUCACCUUACCAGCAUCAUGCCAAGUGAAGGUUUGGGGAUGUAUAUCAAGUCGACAUACGAUGGGCUGCACGUGAUCACUGGAACCACAGAAAAUUCUCCAGCAGAUCAGUGUAAGAAGAUCCAUGCGGGGGAUGAAGUGAUCCAGGUCAACCAUCAAACAGUGGUUGGCUGGCAGCUGAAGAACUUGGUAAACGCAUUGCGUGAGGACCCCAAUGGAGUGAUCCUAACUUUGAAAAAACGGCCUCAGAACACCCUGGUGUCUGCUCCUGCUCUUCUGAAGAACGUGCGGUGGAAACCUCUUGCCCUACAGCCUGUGAUUCCGACCAGCCCGACGAACAGCUCCACGACCCCUACCAGCACAAUGGGCAUGAGCUCCAAAAUAGACAGCUCAACUCUCCAAGAUGUUUUCAUCCUUUCCCCUAUGUCCGGACUCUAUGGCCCAAGAGAUGAAAUUGGAAUCGUGUCUUGUGACGACAUCAGCAAGUAUGGUGUUGGAAAGACUGGGCUGAAAGGUUCUGAGUCCCCGAGCUACUUUUUAGAGCAUGAAAGUGGAAAAUAUUAUACGUUAAUUGAAGGCGAGGGCCAUCCAGCAAGCUCUGAAUAUGAAAGAGGCAGAGCAACGGGGCUGCGGCGAAGAGAGAAGACUCCCACGCACGGUGAUCUGAGACCAGUGUCUAUGCCAACAGAAUAUAGCUGGAUAGGAGAAUCAAAAGAGACAAAUAUGUACAAGAGGGGCAGCCGAGAUUCUGAGAAUUCACUCCUGCGGUAUCUGAGCGAUGACAAGAUCUUGGUGAUCCAGGAGGAGCCUUUAACUCAGAAGGACAACAAGAGGGACACCGGUCGCAGGUCACGGAAAAAGGGCAAGAACAGCGGGAGCCCCAAUUACCCCAUUAGCCCCUCCAUGUUGACCUCAUCUGUGAGCGUGCGGCUUGAACCUGGGCAGCAAGAGGUCUUGAAUUUCUCCCUAGCUGAGAGCAACACUGUGCCACUUUAUCACAGAGCGGGUGACACCAUCGGUGGAGAUUCUGAAAGAUAUGCAAGUUCUGCCGUUGAGCGUCAAGGAGGCACGUCAAUGAGGAAGUCUUUUCACUACGCUUCCUUGCGGGUCAAAAGCAAAAAAUGGCCCAAAGGAGGUUCGCUGAACAACAGCAGCCGGCGGCGUAUUUCCUGCAAGGACUUGGGGCACGGAGAUUGCGAAGGUUGGUUGUGGAAGAAAAAAGAUGCCAAAGGUUACUUCACCCAGAAGUGGAAGAAAUACUGGUUCGUCCUGAAAGAUUCGUCCCUCUAUUGGUACACUAACCAGAAUGAUGAAAAAGCAGAAGGAUUCAUCAGUUUGCCAGAGUUCAGGAUAGACAGAGCCAUUGAAUGCAGGAGGAAACAUGCCUUCAAAGCUUGUCACCCCAAAAUUAAGAGCUUCUACUUUGCGACUGACUGUCUGGAAGAAAUGAAUAGAUGGAUGAACCGUCUGGGUCUUGCAGCCAUUGGUUAUACGCCUGAUGACAAGGAUAUUCGGCCAGAUGAAGCAGAUUACUGGAGUGAAAGUGACCAGGAAGAUAUUGAUGGCUCCUUAACACUGAAACAAGAUGGCCCCAUAACACUUUGUGAUACCUAUCACAGAACACCCUCAAUGAAUUCUUCGAGUCCAUUCCCUGAGCCCAAGCAAGGCCGGCACUUCUCCAGUGAAUCAACCUACUCUCAUUCUUCCGCGGAAGAUUCCCGACAAGAUCCAACAGGGAGUACGCACUCGUCAGGCUGUAGGCCUCCCUACAGAGAAAGACGCUCGUGGCAGGACCUCAUAGAGACCCCGCUGACCAGUUCAGGGCUCCAUUUUCUCCAGACUGUUCCUCCUGACCCCGAGUACGUGAGCGGCCGGCUUGGAAUGUCACCCGAGAGGCGGAGGCAAGCAACGCUGCCAGUCCAAAGACGACAUAACCUUGAACAGGACGGCCCCUUCCCAUUGGUGGAUUACCACCGAGGUCAAAGCUCUCACACCCGGCCCCAGAAACAACGGAGUCAAAGCCUUCCGCGAAACAGAGAUGUUCGAGUCAAAGGCUGUGUAAAGCCCGAUGGGAUAACAGAAGAGAGAUCUGAAGAGCAAGUGCAUAGUAAAAAACAAAGUCCUUUGUCUGAAGAAGAAAACACAGAAGAACUAAAAGGGAGUAAAGACGGUCUGCAUGAGUUGUACAAGACCCUGGAGCAAGCGAGUUUGUCUGCCUUUGGAGAGCAGCGCCCAUCCACCAAGCAGGAAUUCCGGCGGUCCUUUGUGAAAAGAUGCAAUGACCCAGUGAUCAACGAGAAGCUUCAUCACAUUCGAGUACUCAAGAGUACUUUAAAAGCAAAAGAAGGUGACCUUACCAUUAUCAACAACCUCCUGCACGACCCCACCUUAACGUCAAAGAAAUUCAAAGAGUGGAAAGUCAAGAACUAUGAAUUUUUCCUGGACGUUUGUGAGUACAGCGCUGCUUUGAAAGCUCAGAAUGGAGCCUCUGAACUCGCCAGCCCUGCCCCUCUGCUGACACACACGCAUUCCUUCAUCGAAACGCACGUCUGACAGGCUGUAGCACCCAGGGACACUUGGGGUGGGUUCGGGAGGGUGGGGCCAAGGUAGGGGCAGGACAAUGAGAAAUCCAUGGGGUAAAACACUGUAACCUGUGUAAAUAGGGUACUCUGCUGUAUUGUACAUAGGUUGGAUAAGAAAAAAACAAAUAGUGCCACCGGAUGCCUACUGCAUUGCAUGAUAAGACUGUCUUAUUUUUGUUAGAUUUUUUUUUUUAGCGUUUGGUUUGCGUUAGAAAAAAAAAGCAGUGCAGAAGUGUUUCAUCGGCGCCAAAACCCAGGAAGAUUUAUGUGUACUGUACUAAAGGGGAAGUGUGGAGGAUAAAGGAGCUCUCUUUUUGAUUUUAUAUAUGUAGAUAUACUGUAUGUACCCAUAUCUAUGUAUAUAAAAUGUAACAUGAAAAAAACUGAGGUUUAUUUUUUAAAAGACUCUGAAAUGCUCAUCUUCAUAAUUUUCCCCUUUUUUAUAAAAACAAAAAACCAAAAAAACCAAAAGGAAGUGUAUACUAUUUAAAAAAAGAGAGAAAUGCAUGGGCCACUCCUAGGGAAUAGAAGAUUAAAUGUUCAGCAUUUCCGACAA